GCUGGCUGUCUGCUCUCAGAACAACCUCGGCCAUCGACUGUAGCAGCAGCAAAACGCGUGCUGAGGGUGAAAAAUUUUCCAUGCAAAGCUGGAAAAAGCAAGAGGAAGGUGAAUUUCUAUUAUCGUAGACAAGGAUAAUGAUUAGCGGUGCACAUUGUGAUUGAAUAUUCGGUGAAUCGGCACUCAAACGGUGGAAAUCGAUUACGCGGUGAACGGCAAACUCGUGUUUUGGCCCGCACGAGUUCAAUAUUCACGGCUGAGCAAAGAGAAGUUAUCGGGAAGAAGAGUGUUGAAUCAGUGAAGCAGAAGGCAAAGAAGAAAGAGGAAGAAGAAGAAUCAGUGUAAAGCAGCAGCAGAAGUGUCGAGUCGAGUUGAACGAAAAGCUCCUCGCUCGCUGCUCUGCUCUGUGUGGUGUGCAAAGUGCUAAAAGUGUGAGGAAGGAAAAAAUUCACCUUUCUGAACAGGAGGAAAAUUAACCUGCAAACGAACGGAUUUUGUGGAUUAAAUAGCAGGAUGUCGACGCUGCACUUCGUGGUGCAUCCGCUGCCCGGAACGGAGGAUCAACUAAAUGACAGAAUCCGUGAGGUGGCGGACAAAAUCAACAAGUACGGUGUCCAGACGCUGCCGGCGCUUCAGUCGCUCAAAGUCCCUGUCAAACAAAUCGUGGUCGGUCCGGCCCAUCUCGGUGUGCUGCUGGAAGAUGGACGUGCAUUUCGCGUAGCUUUUUCGAUCAUUCCGGAACGGUUGGAUCUGAGCAAACAGGAUGCGAACAAGGCCAGUGGUAACGCAGGUGGCAGUACGGCCAGUCAGUCGAACAACAACUCGAAGAAUUCACCCGCCUCGAGACAAUGCCGAUCUCGGGCCCGAAUAAUGCGCACGAGCAGUUCGGUUCGCGGCGGCAGCAGUUCACAGGGAUCCGGAUCGCGUAGUACCGGAGUCAUCAUGGGCGGAGGAUCGUCCGGCAGUCGGUCGCUGGUUUCGGUGCCGGCUCCGUUUGUACCGGAGGAACUUGUGACGCAGGCACAGGUCGUGCUGCAAGGCAAAAGCCGAAAUUUGAUCAUCAGAGAACUGCAACGGACGAAUCUUGACGUGAACCUGGCGGUGAACAAUUUACUCUCGCGUGAUGACGAAGGUGGUGACGACACGGAAGAGGGCAGUGAUAACUACGUGGCAGAGGAUUUGAUCUCCCUGCUCGACGGUGGGUUCCACGCCGACAACAGUGUGAUCAUAGAUGCGGAAGCGAUGUUCUCGGAGGAUAUGUUCGGGUUCUCGAACAUUAGAAAUUUGAUGUUAUACAGUCGUGCCCGUAGUGAACGAAAUCAGAACAGCUCGUCAUCGGCUGCUGCUGGCGGUGGAGGAGGAGGAGGAAGCAGUGGCAGUGGCGGCGGAGGAAGUGGCUCCGGAGGCGGAGGAGGAGGAGGAAGUUCGGGCAAUGGAGGAUCUGGAGCGGCUGGCGGAAGUGGAAGCGGAGUUGAUGUAGGUUCCGGCCGCCCAAGUAGUGGUAGUUCGGCUGGAGUCGGUGGUUCCAGCGGAAAUGGAGUCAAUGUCGCUGGUAGCAGUGUUGGCGGAUCAGUCGGCGUAGGCAGCGGAAGUGGGGGAUCUGGUGGCCUAAGUAGCGCCGAACGGGAAGGAUUUGGCCGUUGGCGUGAUAGGCAGUACUUUGGACCGCGUCGAUGGUUCCAGAGUGGCCGCGAGGACGGCUGGGACAAGGAAAGUGUUAAACUUUAUUAUUCCCUAGAUCCAAAAAAGAAAGAAUACGGAUCCGGCUAUCCCCUGUGGGUGUCAGAUGAGCUAGAACCAUGGCCAGAGAAGGAUAUGCCCGUACGUUUCACCGAGAUUGCAUCGCUGUAUUCCGAGUUUAUCGGUGUAACCAGUAAGGGUGAACUGCAUCAAUGGCGCUGGGCAGACGUAGAACCGUAUCGAAGUACAGAAUCCAUCAACAUUUUCCAUCCCAAAACAGUUCCCUUAAACCUAUUAUACGAGAAGGUAAUUCACAUCUCAGCAACUUCCAUUCGUUGCUCGGUGUCCACUGAGAGCGGUCGAAUCGCAACUUGGAUGGAUGAAUUGCUUGGCUAUGCUGGAAGUAAGCUAGAACACGUCGCCACCAGCUAUCCGGAGUUUGCACUAGACAAAAUCGUAUCCUUACAUACGUGCACCUUAUACACGGUAGCUAGAACGGAAAGCGGCGAACUGUUUUGGUGGGGCGUUCUGCCCUUCGGACAACGAAAACGCCUGUGGGAUAAAUAUAAAGCCAAGGCGAAAAAGCCGGUACGGCCCAGUGUAAAUACUCCAGAGGUGACUGUCGGUGCGCAAGUUUGCAUGAAGAACAGUCCCAUGUAUCAGCAUGGUGCCAUUGGAUUUACGAUAUCAAACGGCGUUCCAAAGGUUGGCCAAUUGCUCAACGCCGCCUGGGAUUUGACCAAUAUCUGCCGCUUCAAGCUCAUAUCGAUGUCUACGCUUUCGCAACAGUUGGGAUUGGUAACCGGAACAAGCUCCAAUGCUCCGUUGGGCAAUCUGGCACCGUGUGCAGAGAAAGAAAAGCCUCAGAGUUCGAGCGGUACCAGUUCCUCCAAGCAGAGCUCAGGUGGCAGCAACAAGGAGACGGCCGACCGGUUGGAUAUGCCUCCACCUCCGUCGCCGGCUUCGAGUACUUGCAGUGACACCGGCAGCGUGAGCAACUCCCACAAACGACAGAAGCGAAUGGCUCCGAAGGACGAUUCGGAGACGAAGAAGGAUGAGGAACAGUGGUUGCUAAAGGAUGUCAUCUUUGUCGAAGAUGUUCGCUCGGUCCCCAUCGGAAGAGUGUUGAAAGUGGAUGGCGACUAUGCUGCGGUUAAGUUUCCGCCGUUGGUACCACCUGCAAGUGCCAGUGGUGCCUCCGGCAGUAAUAGCAAAGAUAAGCUGGAUGAUACAAUCGAAGCUUGGCAGGAUUGCCGAUUGCUGCGCAAAGACGAUCUGCAAGUCAUCAAAUCGGCGACCACUUCCCGAGUACCGGAUUGCUUCCAGAAAAUUCCCAGAAGGAUCGUACUAAAUCCACAUCUUCCUAGCGGUGAGACCGGUUCGCAGCUGUUGACAAUUGCGGUCGAUUCUAAAGGUAUUCAUGCCAUUAUGAGGACCGGAAGCAAGUUACACUAUUGCUUAUUCAACUUGAACACCGGACGCCAGGAGCAGGACAGUAUUUUCCCAACGGAUAUUGCAUCUUUCCUGGGAUCCUCGCCGUCGAACGUUUCUUUGACCUGUGCUGGCGAUUGUUCGGAUAGUGUGUUGCUGCUGCGAGACGGAAACAAUACCAUCUAUCCCAUGUCCAAGGAUUGCGUUGAUGCCAUAAGAGAUCCUACGUGGUUAGACCUGCCACCUAUCAAAUGUAUUGCUGCUGCUUCGUUGACGCUUCCUUCGGUUGGGGUAAACUUGAAAUCACAAGUAUCACUUGUAGUCUUGGCCCCUGAACAGCAACUAUUGAUGUCCAGAAUUCUGCGAUGUGACUUGGAGGGAGUACGUCAUGUACUUGGUCAGUUGGAAGGCGAAUUGAAAAGUCAGCUGGUAUCGAUAAUUUCGGAACACACUGAUGGUAAUAGAAACAUCGUACAUGCCUGCAUCAGUAUGUGCUCGCCAACGUCGAAUAAAGACUCUGAUCAUGAUCCGUUGGCACAGGGUGGAUCUGGAAGUGGUUCAAAUGGAAACGGUGGUUCAGGAGGUAGCCUAUCUAAUUCAGCUGCCUUGGAGUGCAUCAAUGUCAUCACCAACACCAUGAUGGGCAAUCGCCCAGUAAGCAUUCGUGAAAUUAUGCGUCGCAGUGUGAAUCGCGAAAUGGACUCUUCCAACUCCAACAGUGCCCCUCUUCCACCAGGAAGUGAUGAAGCACCUGGUGGAUCCCUUCCUGUCGUCUACUGGCCACCGGAAUAUGAUGUAGCAAGCGGAGACGAAGACAGUAUGAGUGGUUUGAAUGCCUCACAAUCACAUAAAUCUAUGAACGAAACAUACAUCUCAGAUCCCAACGAGCGUCGCGCAAAUGCUCUCCAGAUCGUACAACUACUGUGUGAAAGUCCCGUUUUGCAGCCAUACCUAAAGCAACUACUGAGUGCAAAAGAUGCCCAAGGCCAAACCCCGUUCAUGCUGGCCGUGACAUGUCGUGCCUAUCAGGCCGGAAUCAUUGUAUUCAACGCCAUUCUGAAAAUCGCAAAUGGCGACGCUGCUGUGCGGGAUUCUAUGAUCUUCCCAUCGGGAAGUGCCCCGGAUCAAUCGCCGUUGGGAAUUUUGUGUUGCAAUGACACGUGUUCCUUCACAUGGACUGGAGCGGAUCACAUCAACCAGGACAUCUUCGAAUGCCGUACCUGUGGACUUACGGGUUCCCUAUGUUGCUGCACGGAGUGUGCCAAGGUGUGUCACAAAGGCCAUGACUGCAAACUGAAACGUACUUCUCCAACGGCUUAUUGCGAUUGUUGGGAAAAGUGCAAAUGUAAGGCGUUGAUCGCAGGCAAUCAAACCAAACGCUACGAACUACUGUGUAAAAUUGCCACAGACACCGAUUUGGUCACACGCUUCAAUUCUCGUGGCGAGUCCAUUCUCCUGUUUCUGAUUCAAACCGUGGGACGCCAAAUGGUCGAGCAACGCCAGUACCGAGCCACUUCGCGUGUGCGUAACUCAUCCGGAAGUGCUCGGAAAACUCCUUCCCUGGAUACUGAGAGUGAUAUGCCGGAGCAUGAUCUAGAACCGCCUCGUUUCGCCCGGAAGGCACUGGAUCGCCUAUUGAAUGAUUGGCCUGCGGUACGAUCGAUGAUCAUGACCGGCGCCGGAUUGGAGAAACCCAUAGUUCCAAAUGCCAACCAGCCUUUCUAUGACGAUGAUAACCAGCAGGUGUAUUUGCAGUCGCAGAGUGGAACCACUUUGCUAGAUAAGUUCACCCACAGUUUGAUCGUGAGGUGUAGCAAUGAUCCGUUGGAAAAGUUGCUCGUCACGCUGGUAAAUGAACUGCAAAACGAGACCAUCCCGGGGCGGAUAGAGGAAGCACAGAAGGUUGCAAGGCGUUUCGUUCGUUCAGUAGCUCGAGUGUUCGUUAUCUUCAGUAUCGAGCGCUUCCACAAUCCAGAAAAGUCGAGGAAUUCCACCACGCAGGCCAAGCAUCUGCAGGCGUAUCGUCGUGUCUUCACCACGCUGUUCAAGUUUGCCAUUGAGGAAUUGAUCGAGAUAUCCGAUGCGUUGAUAACACCGGUUCGCUUGGGUGUGGUCAAACCGACGGCACCGUUUUCACUGUCGUCCAGCUCUAUCGAUAGUACUGAUGAUCUAUUCUCGGUGGAACCUUUGGCGCCUCCGACAAAUCGUACCGCAAAUAUCGUUGAUAUUGGCGGUGGAAGUUCGCGUGGUGAUGUGAUUGAAAGCGAGCGCAGCUCAAAUUCCGGUUUUAUGUCUAGAAUCAAUCUACGUCUGCGCGACAUUGAGGACAACAACGAUACAGAUGCCAUGGCACAGGAUGACGGAGAGACAUCCGAGCAGGAAGAGAUGUCCGAAAGAGAACAACCUCCUCCGAGGAGAAGUUCCAGUAUUCGGGCCGUUUCGAAUUCGGUGCCCAUCAAUGCCAGCGAAGAAGAGUCGCAAGAUCCCCUACGGAAUGAAGAGGCUGCCCAAGGCGAGAGUGAUACGGAGUUCAAUUUCCAUGAGGCCGAGACGGAAUCGGAUUCGGACGAUAACCAGAGCACACAGGAUGCGCAGCGUAGCGUUCAAACAGGGGCCACUGCUGGGUCGGAUACAGGUCACGCGUGGAUGUUCGAAAACGAAGAUGAUUCCGGUGAUUCGAGCCAACCGGACGACGAAGGAUCCGAAGAUGGCGAAAGCGAUGAUCACUCUCACGAAGACUUCAGCUUGGCAGAUGAACAGCUGGAGCGUAGACAAACGUCCGGAGGAAAUCAGCGAACCAAUCUGGCUCCACAGUCAAUGCAGUGGGCUAUCCGUAGCCGCGAAACAACUGGUCCGGAGCGAGUUCGGCUCACUACCGGAGGUUCCAAUCUGGUGUUCAUCGAUCCGAACGCGCUCCGUCGAACGACGGCAGCCAGUGCCGCGGUAUCCGCUGCCCAACAGCAGGAAGCUCCAACAAUGACGACCACAGCUAGCGCUUUGGCACGCGCUUUUGGAAUCGUGCUCAGACAGAUUUCCGAUCUGAUUGGAAUGCUACCGACAAGCUUCGCUGGGGCGUCGUCAGCUUUGGACGUUACGCACCAGGAGGCGAUCCAGUUGCAGAUGUACGUUGAGAAACGACUGAAACCCACCUGGGAUUGGAUUCUGACCGUGAUGGAAGCCACGGAAGCACAACUUCGCUUCGGAGCCUCGCUCACCGACUCAACCGAUCCGACGCAUCCGCUGCACCCACUUAAUACGCCAAGCGCAUCGUCUUCUAGCAAUAACAAUCCCACUUCGUCCGGAGGGGUGAUGGGAGUACUUGCAGGCAGUAGAAAUCGUGCCACAAUCACCACGCUAGGCGCAACCACCGCGCGAAGUCUCGGAUUUAGCGACAGCACCAGUAACGAGAGAAGCUCGCGCGAUGGUGGCUCAUCAUCGGACGCCGCAUCGAGCCGUCGCGAUUUCCUGACCUACUGUUUGUCGCUGAUGCGUGCCCACAACUCGGAACAUCGUGACUUCUUGCCCGUGCUGGAUGUGACGGCCUUGCGCCAUGUUGCGUACGUUCUCGAUGCCAUCCUGUUCUAUAUGCGUGCAACCAACGAUUGUGACAUUGAUCGCACUACCACGGGAUCGAACGUUUGGGACGACCAGGACGAAAACGAAAAUGAAGACACCGAAGAGGACAUUUCCACCUCGAUUGUGAUGGAUACCGAUUCGGUGGAUGACGAUCUGAUGCGACCAUCUCUUGGGCGUCGUCACUCGUUCUUCCAGAGAUCCGAUUCAACGCUCUGCCUCGGAUGUCCGGCACCGGAUCCGUUCAACACACCUCUGGCGGAAGCUCUGCCUUUGGCCGAUCAGCCACAUCUAUUGCAACCAAACGCUCGACGCGAAGAAUUGUUCGGCAUGCCAAAACGCCCAAUAACCCUACCGCUAAAUUCUCAACAACCAGGUGAAUCCAACGUCAAUCUGGAGGUACCACCGGUCAGAUUGAGCUUGUCAUCGACAAAUCGAAGUGACAGUACAAGCUCUUCUGCUGGUGGUUCCACUUCAUCUUCAGGCAAUGUUGAAACGGUCGCAAUGGAAAUCUAUCAGGACGAAACUUCGCAAGAGAACAAACCAUCUGGCUCUGGCAAUACGGUUGAGAUUUCCAUUCCGGUCAGCAUCUAUCAGGAUUCCAAACAGCACAAAACGACGAUCGUAGUCAACGAGAAAGGCGAAGCAAUUUCACCCAUCAAGGAGAUUACCGUUGGUUCCGAUUCAGAACCAAAAGCUGGUCCUUCGGGUGAGCAGUCUCAAUCGCCGAAGCCUCCACCACCGCCCCCACCGAUCGCUUCCGGGUCCGGUUCAUCUGGUGACAAUUACUACAAGAAAAACCGACUGUUCUACAUCAAGAACAAAUACAACGAAGAAUCUGACGUAGAGGUCGAUGAGGUUAGUAUAAGUUCGGAUGAACCGCAGGAUUUGUCACAGUCACUAAUCAAAAUUGACGUGGACACUGAUCAGGACCAUGAUGAACUAUCCGAAUCGGAUUCCGAAGACGCACCCCAGUUGAUCGUGAAGCGUCAAAAGAUCGACGAAGGAGCCAUGAAUGACGACGGCACGCUGGUUGUAGGCCAACAGGACGCAUCUGCUUCGUCGAUUCGCCCGCCGAUAAUCGUGACCAGAAGGAAGGUGUCCAUCGAAGCGACCCAACAAGGUGCCAGCGGAAGUGGUUCCGACGGAUCGGCAGCUAUCAUUACGGCCCAAGGAGGCGCUUCAUCCAGUGGAUCUCUGACCGAUCAGCAGGGUACAAUUACGUCGUUUGUGACGUAUACCACGUCCGGAAACCAGGUCACCGUGUCAACGGGAUCCGCAGCCAGUGGUUCACCAGGAAAGAGCGUUAUCGUACGAGCUGGACCCUCUUCGUCGUUUUCGCCUUCCGCAAGCACCAGUGCUGCAGAGGUAAUCCAGCAUGCCGAAGCGAUGGAUCUGCAGGAGAUUUCCGCUCAUGUAACGGUUGAAACAACUCCAAACGUUCAGCAGACGGUGCAACCGGAACUACCGCCCCGUGGAAUCUAUCUCCGUUCGGGUAACAGUCAGGGUCCGCUAAAUUCCUCGAUCCUAUCGGACAUCCUGCUGGGACGUUGGCGUUUGUCGUUGAUUUUGUUCGGAAGAGUGUUUCUGGAGGACGUAGGCGUCGAGCCGGGCAGUGUUAUCUACGAAUUGAACGGAUUUCCCGUGAAAGAGGCUAAGUUCAGACGUUAUAUGGAGAAGCUGCGAAAUUCUCAACAGAAAGAUCUCACGUUGUCCAAAAUGGAGCGCAAUAGGGCAGCUUUGUUGACGCAGACAUUCAAAGAACUGAACACCCAUUACAACAACCGAAGGCUUCAAUCGCCACUGGCGUUCUCACGGGUGAAAGUUACGUUCAAAGAUGAACCAGGAGAAGGUUCUGGCGUCGCAAGAAGUUUCUACACAUCGAUAGCGGAAGCUCUGUUAGCAAACGAAAAGUUGCCCAACCUGGACGCGGCACAAACCGGUUCAGCGAAGUACACAUCGGUUCCGUUCAACACCAUGAUGCAGCGCAGUCGUGGCACUAGCAGUAGCGGAGGAGGAAGUAGCGCAUCUGGUGCUGGAGGAAGCAGGGAUUCGAACGUUCGGCGAGGGCUUUCCAGCAAGCAACCUCUAUGGAGACCGAAUCGUGAAUCUCGCAAAACGCUCAAUUACGAUGCGAGACCUUUCCGACCAGCAAGCGAACAAGGACAAGGUUCUGCGGGUAGUGGUGGAGUUGGAGGCAAUAGCAGUCCACCAUUUUUGCACAUCAACGAUAGUUUACCGGCUCAUCAACAGCAACUAGGCGAACGAUUAUAUCCUAAGGUUCAGGCUCUUUAUCAGAAUAAUGCUCCCAAGAUUACUGGAAUGCUGUUAGAUCUCCCGGCAACUCAAAUCCUAAUGCUGUUGGCAUCUGAGGAAAGCCUCAGACAGAAAGCUAACGAGGCGUUAGAAAUGAUUUUAAGCCGGCAACGACUAGAAAUAGAUAAUCUCAGCGUGGGUGGCUCGUCUUCUUCGGCGACGACUGGCGGUAGCUCCGUUGAUCAACAAGCUGGUAGCAGUUCUGGAUACUCGAGUGCUGGUUUGUCGAAAAAGAGCGGUCCGGUGCUGAUCCUGGAAGAUUGCCAAUUAGACGCUCCACUGUUCUACUCGCCCGGAAAGCGUGGAUUCUACAGCCCCCGACAAGGAUACCCAUCGAGUGAACGACUGAACGCAUUUAGAAAUGUCGGCAGAUUGAUUGGACUGUGCUUACUGCAAAACGAGCUAUUCCCACUGUUCCUGCAACGACACGUGCUGAAACACAUUCUCGGCCGCCACAUCCGCUUCCACGAUUUGGCUUUCUUCGAUCCGGUCGUUUACGAUUCGCUCCGUCAACUGGUCAAGGAUUCGCACACCAAGAGCGGUAUCAGCAUUCUGCAGAGCUUGGAACUGAACUUUGUUAUCGAUCUUAUCCCGGAGGAAGGUUCCGGUUCGGUGGAGAUUGUGCCCGGAGGCCGAGACAUUCAGGUGAACGAAACCAAUGUGUUCGAUUACGUUCGGAAGUACGCCGAGUAUCGUAUGAUCAAGACGCAGGAGAAGGCAUUGGAUGCUAUCCGGUCGGGUGUGUUCGAUGUGCUACCGGAUACGGCACUGGAUCAACUGACGGCUGAGGAUCUGCGGCUGCUGUUGAAUGGCGUCGGCGAUAUUCACGUUGGUACACUGAUCUCAUACACUUCGUUCAAUGAUGAAUCGAACGAAAGCAGCGAUAAGUUGUUGAAGUUCAAACGAUGGCUCUGGAGCGUCGUGGAAAAGAUGAGCAACCUGGAGCGGCAAGAUUUGGUCUACUUCUGGACCGGUUCGCCUGCCCUACCGGCCUCCGAGGAUGGCUUCCAACCGAUGCCAUCGGUAACGAUCAGACCCGCUGACGACGCCCAUCUCCCAACGGCAAACACCUGCAUCUCCCGACUGUACAUCCCCCUCUACUCGAGCAAGGCGGUCCUCCGGCAUAAGCUGCUACUGGCGAUAAAAACGAAAAAUUUCGGAUUCGUUUAGAUGGUUGCCACCCCCCGCACAUUAUUAAGAGUAAGGAGACUAACAACACCCGACAACAACUAGCCUGUACCAAAUUCUGAUUUGGACCAGUGAUAUAAAAAGAAGAGAUACUAUAUAGCCAACCAAUAUCGCAACCAAGCGAAAAUCCCUAAGAAGUGUGCACGCACGAUCAAUGAAAUUGACGAACGGAGCUGUAUUUCUGUAUACAACUUUUCAUUCCACUUCUUUUGUAUGUAAAUAGAUAUAUUCGGUUGAUUGGCGUUUGAUUUCCAAAUUAUAAAAAUCUGUUUUAUUGAAACUCCGCUUUGCAGUUGCGAUUUCUCGUGUAAAAUAAAAGAAACUAAAAAAGCAAAGAUACACCCUCGGUGAUUUAUAUAUAAUUAACACGAUACUCGGAGACGGUGAGAGAAAAGGGCGAAGCAGUUUUACCAACCUUGUGGAAACAAGCAUAAAAAACAGUAAUAAUACACGCGUUCACUUAGUUGUGUCUGACACCUUCAAUCCUUACCGUGGAGAAGCAGAGGAGAAUGAAAGCUACUCAAUGAUGUGUCGCGUUUUAAUGUGAUUGAAUCAUUUAUAUAUUCGAUAUAAAUGCAUCUUUAAGUAAAUUUAUAUAUAUUUAUCAUAUACAAGGAUACACAAUUACUACUAGUACUAUACUACCACUAUUCUAAGCGCAAAGAUCUUUAUCAAAAAAUCACCGCUAACCGCAGGCAGAUAUCGUAUAGAUAGAGUUAGAUUCAGUUCUAAUGUUAAAUUAGCAAUCAAAUUCAGCAGAGAUCAACAGCAAAGAGAGCGUGCUGAUAUAUACACCUAGGGAAGCAGAGAAGAAACCGAAGUAGCUGGCGUGCGUAUUUCCAGGAGUGCUUUGCCAUUGGGCCAAGUGAGCACAGUGCUCCAAAAAUUAUGCCGAUAGCGUUGAAACAGCUACUACCCGAUCGUAGGACCAAUUUAUGUUGUUAUCAUUCUGAUUGAUCGUUCGUUCUAUUAAGUUUACGAUAGAGCAAAACCUUUUUCGUUUAGUAAUUUAUAUCAUGCUAUUAUUAUUAUCAUCUUUAUGAGUCUUCAUUAAUUGUUAAACAACUUUCGGUUCUUUUAUAUCUUCUUUUUUUCGUUUUGCACGCAAAUCAACCAGCAAACCGAGUAAUCAGCAUCCUCUUCUGAAUAGAUGAAAAGAUGUCCAAACUGUAACACCACAGCUUGAUAUGCUGCAGUAGCACACUAACGACACAUCAUGCAGUCUAUGUACCUACCACAGAAGCAGCAAAAAUCACCGGAAAAUGAUAAUAAUAAUCAAAUGGAACACACCUCCUGUCUGUUCACAUACACACCCGCGCACUGUACUAGAUGGUGUUUUAUCGAAAAUGAUAUCAAACUGUUACAACUCAAAAAUACUACAAUAAGCCAACUGAACUAUUAAUUCGUAAUUUCAAAGAAAUACAUUUUAAACACAUGUAAAAAGUU
Molecule: messenger RNA, 11634 nt
Organism: Aedes aegypti (yellow fever mosquito)
Lineage: Eukaryota; Metazoa; Arthropoda; Insecta; Diptera; Culicidae
Gene: hyd
Product: E3 ubiquitin-protein ligase hyd
Exons: 16
Coding region: 514-10170 (3218 amino acids)
Biological process (GO): protein polyubiquitination; DNA damage response; regulation of double-strand break repair
Cellular component (GO): nucleus
Molecular function (GO): ubiquitin binding; zinc ion binding; RNA binding
Source: RefSeq, a predicted model, not a curated record